AAGAAUGUCUAUUUCUCAUUUACACAGAUAUUUAUUACUACGAAUCAUUUGAUAAAUUAUAAUAGUUAAUAAUUAAAAAAAGGAAAAAGAAAAAAAAGCAAGCUAGCUGGUCAUAUCAAGAUAUCUUUCUCCAACUUUUCAGCCAUAAUCUCGUAACCCAGAUCUCAAAUUUAUCUUGAUCCAUACAAUCUAUACAUACACGGACACAAAAUAUGAGAAAAAGAAAAAGAAAAAUUAAAAGUAAAAGUAGACAAAAGAAAAAGAAACAGCAACAACAAGAAGUGAAACAGAAUCAAAGAAACAAACACUACUUACUGUCUUUCUUUCUUGAAUCCGCCUCUCUCGACUAUUCUCUGUACUGUACUCCAAAUACCAGACACACAGGCUGCCGAGGAAACAAGUGGCAUAACAGAGUGGAUAAUACAAUUGUAUGUCUUUGUUCGUCAAGAAGAAAAAAGAUUCAAUCUUUUCUGUUCGUCAAGGAGAACUGAGACAUGGGUAUUUUGUACGAUGAUGUGGUGAUCAUCAGGCAGUCGGAGAAAGAAAGCGACUUGAGUGUUAUUACAGUCAAUUGCCCUGACAAGACUGGUUUGGGUUGUGAUUUGUGUCGCAUCAUUCUCUUCUUUGGCCUUAGUAUUGUUAGAGGAGAUUUCUCUACGGAUGGGAAAUGGUGUUACAUAGUGUUUUGGGUUGCUGGAAAUUCAUCAACUAGAUGGGGCCUAUUGAAGAAGAGACUAUUAGGAGUAUGUCCUUCUUGCUCUUCAGCUUCUGGGAUUCCUUAUUACCGAGAUGAAUUGCUGCAGCCUCCAAGACCUCCUGAUGUCUUUCUGUUGAAAUUAUGCUGUCAUGACAGAAGAGGGCUUUUACACAAUGUGACUGAGGUUCUUUGUGAGCUUGAACUCACCAUAAGAAAAGUGAAGGUGUCCACAACACCAGAUGGGAGGGUGAUGGACCUAUUCUUUGUUACAGACACCAGGGAGCUACUACAUACAAAUAAGAGAAAGGAGGAGACGUAUGGUCAGUUAAAAUCUGUUAUUGGAGAUGGCAUGAUAAGCUGUGACAUAGAAAUGGUUGGCCCUGAAAUUACUGCGUGUUCACUGGAGUCUUCAUCUCUUCCUACUACAAUUACAGAAGACAUGCUUCACUGGGAAGUUCCUCCUGGCUCAUUAACUUCCAUUAGUGUUUCUGUCACAAUGGACAAUUCACUGAGUCCUGGCCACACACUUGUUCAAAUUGCGUGUCAAGAUCACAAAGGUCUUCUUUACGACAUAAUGAGAACUCUAAAAGAUUAUAAUAUAAAGAUUUCUUAUGGGCGCUUCUCAAUAAAACAAAGAAGAAAUUGUGAGAUUGACUUGUUCAUCGUUCAAGCUGAUGGGAAGAAGAUAGUUGACCCUAGCAAGCAGGGAGCAUUGUGUUCUCGUUUGGAGAUGGAAUUGUUGCGCCCUCUUAGAGUAGCUGUCGUAAGCCGCGGUCCUGAUAUAGAGCUUCUAGUGGCAAAUCCUGUGGAGUUAUCUGGCAAUGGAAGACCUCUCGUAUUUCAUGACAUCACACUUGCCCUCAAGAUGCUCAGUACCGGCAUUUUUUCGGCUGAGAUUAGGAGGUGCAUGAUCGGGGAUCGGGAAUAUGAAGUUUACAGAGUCUUACUUGACGAAGGGGAAGGUUUGUCCGUCCCUAGAAGCAAAAUUCAGGAAAGAGUUUGGAAUAUGCUAAUGGGUUGGGACUGAAAUGACUUGAAGAUAUCAUUUCUUAAAUGGACAUGGUCACCUCUCACCUGUGCAGUGUAUUUCUCCUUUUUACAGUAUGUAGGUGAUGUAAAUUUCAGAUUAUAUCUCCUUAAAGGCGGGGCUGUUCCACUUCUAACAUGUAUCUUAAAUAUGAGAAUACGAAGAUAAAUAGAAAAAGAUUGAAGAGGCACAUGAAGUCUUGUCAUACAUGUUUGGCAUACCUGAAGUCCUUCCGUUAACGGAUGCUUGCGAUGCAUUAGUUCAUACCCGUCUUGCAUUCCAUCAAUACCUUCUUUUCUCUGUAAAUAAGAUAUGUAACUAGAGCAUGCAAUGUAAAGUGAACAAGGGUUUUGUAGUUCAAAGUUACCAGUUGUGCCCGUAGAAGGAGCUAACUGGACAUCUGCAUAUUAAUUAAGACAAUAAGAUAACAAAUUCAUUGUA
Messenger RNA from Ricinus communis (castor bean), 2165 nucleotides. Its product is annotated as ACT domain-containing protein ACR10. The record is from RefSeq and is a predicted model, not a curated record. Lineage: Eukaryota; Viridiplantae; Streptophyta; Magnoliopsida; Malpighiales; Euphorbiaceae. The coding region runs from base 495 to 1724 and encodes 409 amino acids. The transcript has 6 exons.